This is a messenger RNA of Paramecium octaurelia, 2280 nucleotides long. The record is from the annotation of a GenBank genome assembly. Lineage: Eukaryota; Ciliophora; Oligohymenophorea; Peniculida; Parameciidae.
AUGAAUAGAGCCAGGUUCGAUGAGACUAAUCGAAAAUUUUAAGUACUUUCUUUUCCAUAACCAAUAGGAAUAUUAAGCUGAAUUCAAAAUUCCAAUUCUCCCCUCCAGCCAAUAGGAAAACUUUAAUGCUUAAACCUUCUAUAGACUUUAUCCAGAAUUGACCCCAUUGCAUGCCAUAAAACCCCAUCAAGCACAAGCCUUUAAUCCAGAAAAGACAAGACUCUACAUAGAGAGUCUGUAAAAGCAAAAUCAAGAGAUAAAUUUUGAGUUAAGACAACAAGCACAUGAUAUUGUUGCUUUGUCUCAGAUGGUUAAUACAUUGAUUGAUGAAAAUCGAAGUCUUUCGUUAUUACUCGAACAAAAGGAUUAAGAGAUGCAUUCCAUCGUUGAAACCAUGACGAUCAAUGAAGCUGAGGAAAUCCAAGACCUCAGACACUAAUUACGAUUAUUGGAGGAUGAAAAUUUUGUCCUCUUAAAGCAUGUCUAAGAAUAAAGAUAAUAAUUAGAUGACAAGACCCAAGAUGGUUAUGAAUUAGAAAAGCAAUUCUAAAAUUCAAAAAAAUAUUGUCUCUAACUUGAAUAAUAGGUUGAAAAGUAUAAGUUAUCUGAAAUUUCACAAUCUGAGUAGAUGCAAAUUAUCAAGGAGAACUGCAGAACUGAAAUAGAACUUAAAAGUUCUUAUCAAUUCGAAAAUCAGAAAAAGGAUAGUGUCAUUACAUCACUGACCUACACAGUUGAAAAAUUGAAUAAACAACUGUUGUAAUUUCAAUCAGAUUAUGAGAAAUUGGAAUCAGACAAAAACAAAUUGCAUUCUGAAAGCAAUCUCAAGAUCUACCAAUUGAAUCAAAAAGUAGAUGAUUUGAGUAAUGAAAUAAGCAAAUAUCAGAUUAUCUAUGAUUAAUUACUUAAAGAAAUCAAUUAAUAACAUGAAGAACUUAAAGAAAAGUAAUAAACUUGUGAUCGAAUCGCUGAUCAAAACGAUGACAUUAUGAAUAAAUUAUCAAUGGAAAUAGAGAAACAGAAGAAACUAUCCGAAAACGAAACUAGACUCUUAGACCAUAUCGGAUAGUUGAGUAUAUAAAACACUGAAUACUUCAAUCAAGUAACAUAGUAAUCAAAACAAAUUGAUUAAUUGAUUUAUGAUAGUGAUAAGGAUUUGAAUACUUAGAAGAAGAAAUUCAAUGAAACUAUGUAGAAGUUAAAAUAAGAAUAUAUGGAUGAUCUUAAAGAAAAACAAUUGCAGAUCGAAGAACUUGAAGAGAAGAACACCACACUCUUAAAGGAAUGGAAUACUGUCAACAAUUAAUAUGAAAUACUGAAGAUAGAUUUUGAAUAGUGCAAAAAGGAAAUUAGUGAUUAUCAACAAUAGAAGAGAAUUAUUGAAUAGCUUUAGUUGCAGAAUAGACAAUUAAAACUCUAAUUGGAAGAAAACAAAGCUUUGUUAUAAGAAUUUGUAUCGCAUAAGGGUGGAGUCUAGGCAGACAUCGAAGAAAGGGAUAAACAAAUUCAAAAAAUCAUCAAUCAGAAGGAUGAUCGUAUCGCUGAAUUAGAAAGGGAUUUUCAAAUGUAUUACGAAAAAUGUGCUAUUCUAUAACAACAUCAAAAGAAUAACGAGCAUCUAGAGUAGUUGAACUUUACUUAUAGGGAAUAAAAAGAACUAUUUGAAUAAGAUAAUGAAAGAUUGAAAUAAGAGAUAUCAAAAUUGCAAGGUUAAAUUAAUAAUUAUGCUACUGUAUAAAAACAAUAGAAGUUGAGAGCCGAUAAAUAAAUCAUUGAUGAAAAUUAACAACUUAGAAAAGAGCUAAACGAAAAGGCAAAUGAACUACAAAAACUUAAAGAUCAAUAAGCAAAUAUGAACACCUUGCCUAUGCCUCCUAAAUAGCCAAGCGAAGCUGGAAGCAGAGUGAGACAAGGACAACCGUCUCAAGACUUUUAAUAAACAAAGCAAAAUCAAGUAUAUCUCCCACCAUAGUAAUUAAUCUAAGUAUGAAUUUAUAUGUAUGAAUUAAGCCACCUUCCCCUCAUCAUUCAUAACAUUCCCCUGUUCUAUCAAGAAGAAACAUUUAGGAAUCAGAUGAUGGUUCAGUUAAGGCAGGAGGAAAUACUUAAAACAAAAAUAUGCAGUUCUCUUUUACUGAUGAUCAGAUGAAAUAAUAAUAAUAAUAACAAUAACAAUAAAGAUAGAGGGAAAGAGAAAAUUCAUAUCAUUCUAAUAUGUCAAAUGCUCCAUACAGAAAAAAAUCAUAAUAAAUAUGAAUGAUACUAUUAUCUUAAAUUUCA